AUGUUUAACAAGAAACUUUACUUUGCGUUAUUAACAUUAUUAGUUGUUAGUAAUGUAGUCUGCGGGAAGAAAUCUAGGAAGAACAAACGGCCUAAGGAUCAAGAGGAUUAUACUACCAUACAACCGAAUGUUGUUGCGUAUUCAACAUUCGGGGUUAACGAUGUUGUUUCCUACGAUGGCUUCAUUCCAACCUCACCGGACUACGCCACUUUCCUGAGCGGGGUAAAUCAAGAAUCUACUACAAGAUUAUACGCUCCUGCAUUCCCAAGUUCCAUGGACACAACAGGAUUUGGUGGAAAUUAUGGCGCUCAGGCGUUUGAAGGUCAGUCCUUCGGUGUGAACGAGGUCAACAUGGGCCAACCUGGUGGUAUGUUACAAUAUUCCUCAAAUUCAAUGAACUUCUUCAACAAUCCUAAUUUUGGUACUACUGCUGAGCAAAAUAACAAUAAUGAUUCUGAAGGCGCUAGUGGUCACAAUCACAAUGCAGAAGAAACAGAUUCACCAGUUUACGGUACUAAAAUAAAUUCUCGUCAAAAGUACAGGACUAAUAACACCAGCUUUAAUAGUUAUAGUAAUGGUUACUCUAACUUAUCCGACAACAAAUAUUUACAUUUUCCCGAGCCAGAGCAAACCAAUGAAAAUAAACCCGCAUUUAGUGAAUCUGGUGGCAGUUACCAAAAUACCAAUAAUUUUGUCCAUAAUUAUGAACCGCAAGAAAAUGAAGACUCGGUCGAGAGGUGGAGACAGUCAUAUUUGAAGACUAAGUUAAAAGAUGCACCUGUACGAGAUUACGAAAGUUACGGGUCUGAAACGAAACCUAUGCAUGUGCCGAUUCCGAAGCCGUACCCGAUAGAAGUCCCUCACCCGGUAAUCGUUCCGGUGCCGCGUCCGUUCCCGGUGCGGGUGCCGGUGUCUAGGCCGGUCGCGGUGCCGGUGGUGCGGGAGAUCACCGUGCCAAUCGAGAAGCCGGUGCCAUACCCCGUCUACAAAAAGGUUCCGUACCCGGUAGAGAAGCUAGUCCCUGUGCCUGUCGAGAAAGAGGUGGCAGUGCCAGUUGAGAAACCCUACCCAGUGCAUGUACCAUACGUGAGACCUGUGUUCCACCACACGAAACCAGUGCACGAAGACCCUGAGAAUAUAGAAGAGGAAGACUUCAUGCGUCGACCCGAAUUAAAGAAACCUACUCAGUACAAGAAAAGACCAUACGGAACUCGUUACCGAUCGCGAAGACCAUCUCGUGCAAGUUACCAGCAGGAUCGCAACAGGAGGCGGUGGCCUGAACGUCGUCGUCCAACCCACAGCAUGGAACACAGACAUCAGUCCAGACCAACAGAAUUCCACUCUCCCCCAUACAAACACCGCGAUUAUGAACCUGAAGAAGACGAUGAACCCAGUGAUUACAGAGCUUAUUGUAGGAGAACGGGAAACUGUUGAUAUUUAAAAAUGUACCCUAACAGUAAGGAAAGUCUUGUAUCUAAACUCCCAGUUUU
Messenger RNA from Spodoptera exigua (beet armyworm), 1490 nucleotides. NCBI's taxonomy places the organism in Eukaryota, Metazoa, Arthropoda, Insecta, Lepidoptera, Noctuidae. The record is from the annotation of a GenBank genome assembly.